Molecule: messenger RNA, 1221 nt
Organism: Periconia digitata
Lineage: Eukaryota; Fungi; Ascomycota; Dothideomycetes; Pleosporales; Periconiaceae
Source: the annotation of a GenBank genome assembly
AUGAGUCUGAACAAACCGUACACAUUGGACAAUGUCCGGGAAUACUCGAAAACCCCCAUAGAAAUGCCGCCGACAUGGGCCCUCGUUGUCGCCCUCGGCUUUCUAUUUGUCGCAUUGCUCUUUUGGGCGUAUAUGGCAGUCCACGUUCUAGCCCCUGUGCCGCGUCCCACUCGGCGUUCUGAGAAACAGUACACAACUAUAUUACCCAAGGGUAAUCGAAGCGACGCAAAGGAACUCCCAUGCUGGUUCGACAAAUGGGAAGCUGAGAAACAACUGGCAAAAAAGAAGGCUGGGCCUGCGAAAGCCAUUGAUCCCGCCCAGAUACUUUUCGAGUCUGCCGACUUGUUCAUGUCUGUUGUCGUGCCUGCAUACAAUGAAGAAGACAGAUUAGUCGGUAUGCUGGAAGAGGCUGUCGAUUACCUGCAGUCUGAAUAUGGGGGUGCGCACGAAAUGGAGAUGGAGGCAGAUACUGGGAAAGUGAAAAGAAAGGGAUGGGAGAUUGUAAUCGUGAGUGAUGGCUCCACGGAUAAGACCGUGGACAUGGCCCUCGAUUUUGUGCGCGAACACCAGCUUUCUUUGCACAAAUCUCCGAGGUCAGGGCCUUGGGCCAAAGACCUCAAACACAACAGUAACAUACCACACGGCAGUAUCCGAGUAGUUCAACUGGAGGCGAACCGUGGUAAAGGUGGCGCGGUCACGCAUGGCAUGAGACAUGUGAGAGGGCAAUAUGUUGUCUUUGCAGAUGCCGAUGGUGCAUCGCGCUUCACCGAUCUCGGAAAGCUGGUGGACGGCUGCCAGUCUGUUGAAGAUAAGGAAGGUCGGGGUGUGGCCAUCGGCAGUCGAGCGCAUCUGGUGGGUAGUGAGGCCGUUGUCAAACGCUCGAAGCUCCGCAACUUCCUGAUGCAUUCUUUCCAUCUGCUGUUGCGCCUCAUGACACCUCCGGCUACAGCCGCCAUCAAAGAUACCCAAUGCGGAUUCAAACUCUUCAGCCGUCCCUCACUCCCGUACAUCGUCCCCUAUAUGCACUCGGAAGGCUGGAUUUUCGACGUGGAAAUGCUGAUGUUGGCCGAGAGUGCCGGGAUUCCUAUGGUUGAGGUCGCUAUCGGAUGGAAGGAAGUCAUGGGAAGCAAACUAAAUGUGAUUUGGGAUAGUCUGGGGAUGGCAUGGGGAUUGGCCAUUCUCAGGGCUGCUUGGAUGCUCGGUGUAUAUAAUAGAGACUAA